CAUGGGCAACAUGGUUGUAGAGGUGUAACUGUGUCCAUCUGCCUGUUUAUUCGCUUCUGUUGAAGAGCGUUUGUGUCAAUUUGACAGCUCUAAUUAUAUCAAGUAAUACAUAUUAUCAAGCAGCCCAGCGGUCAAAAUGAAUAUACGCAACGCACGGCCAGAGGAUUUGAUGAACAUGCAGCACUGCAACCUGCUGUGUCUUCCAGAGAACUAUCAGAUGAAGUACUACUUCUACCACGGCCUGUCCUGGCCACAGCUAUCAUACAUAGCAGAGGAUGAGAACGGGAAGAUAGUUGGAUAUGUUUUGGCAAAAAUGGAGGAGGAUCCUGAUGAUGUGCCUCAUGGACACAUUACAUCACUGGCCGUUAAACGCUCUCACAGGCGUCUUGGACUGGCUCAAAAACUGAUGGAUCAAGCCAGCAGAGCCAUGAUUGAGAACUUUAAUGCCAAAUAUGUCUCUUUGCAUGUCAGGAAGAGUAACCGGGCCGCUCUUCACUUGUACUCCAACACACUUAAGUUUCAGAUUAGUGAAGUAGAGCCCAAAUAUUAUGCCGAUGGAGAAGAUGCUUAUGCCAUGAAGAGGAAUCUCACACAGAUGGCAGAUGAGUUGCAGAAACCAGGUGUUCGCCUGUGGGGCUCAGAGGCUCCGGCAUCUCAGGACACAUCUGUGACCGGCCUGGUGGAGAAGCUGACGGUGCAGGAUGGAGAUGGAGACAGCGGAGGAGAGAGUAAAGAAAUGAGUGAGGUCAGCGAGGCCACGGAGAGCACAGACGUCAAAGACUCCUCAUCAGACUCUUAACUCACAUCUCAGUCUGUUCACACCCAUCUUAUAGGUUUCAAAUCGGUUUACAGUGUUUAUAAGCUCUGAUGGUUUUAUUUUCACAAUACAGGAAAGUGACCUUGUAAAAGUGGUUCACAAUGUUGAAAUUACUUGAGAUUUGUCAAUAAAAUUGGAGAGUAAACAUCA
This is a messenger RNA of Rhinichthys klamathensis goyatoka, 967 nucleotides long. RefSeq names its product N-alpha-acetyltransferase 10, NatA catalytic subuni (gene naa10). The record is from RefSeq and is a predicted model, not a curated record. The transcript has 8 exons. Gene Ontology annotation, cellular component: NatA complex. NCBI's taxonomy places the organism in Eukaryota, Metazoa, Chordata, Actinopteri, Cypriniformes, Leuciscidae. Gene Ontology annotation, molecular function: protein-N-terminal-glutamate acetyltransferase activity; protein N-terminal-serine acetyltransferase activity. Gene Ontology annotation, biological process: N-terminal peptidyl-glutamic acid acetylation. Bases 137 to 799 code for a protein of 220 amino acids.